AUGACCCUCACCCAGCAGCAAGCUAUCCAUUUGGUUCAGAGCGUUGCCGACGACCAUGGCCAUCUCGAUGAGAAAACACUCGCUACAAUGAACGCGGGCACCCGCUUGAAGGUUGAGAGAGCUUUGCUGGCAAAAGACCAACUUAUUGAACUGUACUCCAAGGAUGUUCGUUUCAUCUUUGAACUGCUUCAGAACGCUGACGACAAUCACUUCAACCAUGCGAAAUCCAGCGGGCAAGAACCGUAUGUCGCUUUCCUUAUUUAUCACGAUAGAAUCGUCAUCGACUGUAACGAAGAUGGCUUCACCGAAGAAAACCUACGGGCCAUCUGUAGUGUCGGUAAGAGCUCGAAGCAUGGCGCUCAAGGAUACAUUGGUGAGAAGGGAAUCGGAUUCAAGUCCGUCUUCAAGGUUGCUUGGAAAGUUCAUGUUCAGUCGGGACCCUUUUCCUUUUGUUUUAUCCACAGACCAGGUGACUCCGGUAUGGGCAUGAUUUCACCGGAGUGGCAUCAAUCCGAGGACUCGACGAGGCCUCCUACCGGCAUCACCAGAAUGACCUUCACCCUGCACAACAACCUUGAUCAGAAGCUACAGGCAGCCCAACGUCAAAGCAUCGUGAACGAGUUCAAAGACCUCCAGCCAGCCAUGCUGCUGUUCCUAAAGAAGUUGAGACGCAUAGAAGUACAUCUCUUCGAUGUCGAGGGAACCAAGGAGAGUCAUUCUGCAAUGUCUCUGUCUGCGCCAGUCGAUAUAUCGAAUCGAGCCGUCCUCACAACCACAAAGACAACUCACAAUUCUGAGCCCAAGACGUUCAGUCAUCACUACCAUGUCACAAAGCUAUGGGCAACGGGCCUUGCCAGGAACGAGAACCGCAAAUAUUCACCAGCAGAGGAGUCCUCGAAAGCUUACUCUCGGACAAAAGUCGUCCUUGCGUUCCCUUUGACUGACCAGUCCGUACCCAUCAUCGAGCCUCAGGAUAUUUUUGCUUUUCUACCGAUCCGCAAGAUUGGGUUCAAUGUCAGUCCCCCACAGCUGAGCAGGCUCCCAAGUCGAUAA
This is a messenger RNA of Podospora pseudopauciseta, 1053 nucleotides long. RefSeq lists its product as uncharacterized. The transcript has 2 exons. NCBI's taxonomy places the organism in Eukaryota, Fungi, Ascomycota, Sordariomycetes, Sordariales, Podosporaceae. The record is from RefSeq and is a predicted model, not a curated record. Bases 1 to 1053 code for a protein of 350 amino acids.